UUUUGGACUUGGGCCUCGGGGGUCCUCUUUUGACGUCGCGCUCGCUAGCCCACUUCAACUCUCGGUUGCUCUCGCUGCCUGAGGAAUUAAGGGGCCUGAAGAAGCCGUCCGAGGCUCUCGCUCACGAUGUACAGCUUCAUGGGAGGGGGGCUGUUUUGCGCCAUCGUGGGGAACAUCUUGCUGGUGGUCUCCACAGCCACCGACUACUGGAUGCAGUACCGCCUGUCGGGUAGCUUCGCCCACCAGGGCCUGUGGCGCUACUGCAUGUCGGGAAAGUGCCACAUGCAGACAGACAGCAUCGCUUACUGGAACGCCACGCGUGCCUUCAUGAUCCUCUCAGCUAUGUCCUGCUUCGCCGGCAUCAUCGCGGGGAUCCUGUCCUUCGCUCACUUCUCAGCCUUUGAGAGAUUCAACCGCUCCUUCGCUGCCGGCAUCAUGUUUUUUGUGUCAACGCUGUUUGUGCUGCUGGCGAUGGCCAUCUACACGGGGGUGACGGUCAACUUCCUGGGCAAGCGCUUCGGCGACUGGCGCUUCUCCUGGUCUUACAUCCUUGGAUGGGUGGCGCUGCUCAUGACCUUCUUUGCAGGUAUAUUCUACAUGUGUGCCUACAGGAUGCACGAGUGCAGAAGAGUGGCUGGCCCACGUUGAAGGCGAGGCAUGAACGCGUCAUCCAGGGCGUCAAAGAUGACGCCUACAAAUGCUUCCCAGUCGGAAAUACACAAGAGAACUUUAAAAAGCAAUAAAAUUUGGGUUUACCUACGUGCUAAAA
Molecule: messenger RNA, 769 nt
Organism: Syngnathus acus (greater pipefish)
Lineage: Eukaryota; Metazoa; Chordata; Actinopteri; Syngnathiformes; Syngnathidae
Gene: lim2.5
Product: lens intrinsic membrane protein 2.5
Exons: 5
Coding region: 127-648 (173 amino acids)
Cellular component (GO): plasma membrane
Molecular function (GO): structural constituent of eye lens
Source: RefSeq, a predicted model, not a curated record